AUGGAGGACGCUACAGUGCUCAAAGAUGUGGGCAACUCGGAGGCCAAAUCAAGAGAUUCCGCGCCGCUGAAAACAUUCGUGCGGCGACGAAACACAAAGGCCGGCAUCGGCGCCAACGCGACCAGCACGGCCGCUGCCCCUGCUGCAUCCCAAGUGGAAGCUGCCACACCUGUGCACAGCGCCCUGGGCGCACCGACCACCCCUGCCAGCGCGGCGACGCCCCCAGACACCCCCUCCACAGAUGGCAGCAGGUGGUCGCCCGGCAGCGACGAGCUCGUCGGCGGCGGCGGCGGCGCCCCGCGGGCACGGCGCAGCUCGUUGAUGCCGGGCGCCGCGCUGCCGGGCGGCGCCGGGUGGCGCGACGAGGCGCCGGGGACGCGGCUGCUGCAGGGGUGGCGGGUGCGGGGCAUGUCCUCUGCCAGGCGGGCGGCUCUGCACAAGUACCUGAUGCAAAUGGCGGCCCACUUUGCAGAGGUGGAUGCCUUUGAGUUGGUUGAAGAGGACGAGGAUGAAGAGCCUCAGGAGCGGCAGGCGGCACGCGGCGCCGCCGACGCCCCCAUGCCAGCAGACGCGGCGGAGGCGGCAGCUCAGGGGCCGGCACCGGCGGCGCCGCCGCUCCUGGCAGCAACUACGCCCGUGCACGCGCAGCUACAGGGCGCCAGAAACUCGGGCCUCCUGGCGGAGACGCCAAUGUCGCGUGCGCUGGCGCAGCCUAGCCUCAGCUACGGCUGCACAAACAACCGCAGCGCAGCAACCGGCGGGCGGAGCGGCUUGGCGGCGAGCGCUGACACAGAGGGGACGAGCGGCGCUGAGCGCAGCGCUGCGCUGCUGGCGGGGACGCCGGACUCGUCGUCGACGCCCGAGGCGGCAACCUUGGACGACACGCCCUCUGAUCUCACCUCGGACACCCCUAGCAGCUCGGCCGCGGGCACGCCGGCGGGCUGGUUGCCUGCCUGGGUCUCGCGGCCUUCAGCCGUAGCGCCCGCAGAGGGGCGCCGCAGCAGCUUGGCCCACGGGCUGCUGCGCCGGCAGACGCUGGUGCCCGGCCCCGCCAUGCGGCCAGAGGCGCUCGCGGCGCACGGCGCGGCCUCGGGGACCGCAGCCGACCAGCUGCGCGCCAGGCAGCGGCUGAGCAGCUUCUCGCUGCUGCCCCGCACAUCCCUGGGCGUCGGCGCCGCGGCGGGACGGCUGUCUGCCGCAGUCGAUCUGCAGCAAGCGGUGGCGGCGGCCGCCGCCACCGCGGUGGGCGGGCUGGGUGCUCGGCGAUCCGGGUCCCUGGCAAUGGCGGCCGCUGCAGGCGGCCGCUCGAGCUCCCUUGCAGGCGGCGGCGCACGGCCGUCGUCCGGCCGCGACUCGGUCGCGGGCGCUGCCGCCGGCCCGGCACGGUGGUCCGCCCGGGACUCCCUGGGAGUGGGCGCCCCUGCGACGGCCGCUGCGGCGCGGCGGUCGGCGGCGGCGGCUGCCCAUGCGGCGCACGCCGUGAUGGGCGGCGCGUCCCCGGGCCGGGGGGGCCUGCCGGGGGUCGUCUUGGAGGAGGAGGAGGCGGAGGCGGCGGCGGUCGAGGAGGAAGCUACGGAGCAGCUGUCCAAAUUGCUGCAGCAGCACCUGCAGCUGGCCGGGGUGGGCGAUGCGGACGCCGCGCAUAAAUCAAUUGAUGUGGAGGCGGGCUCAGAGGCGGAGGCGGCGGCGGGGGAGGUGGCAGGAGAGGGGGUGCCAGCGGAGCAGGCGGAAGGCGAGGAGGCGGUCGGGAACGCGCUGGAGCAGCUGCUGGCGGUGUGCGGCCAGGGGGGUGACGUGGCCGCCAUCCCCAGCGUGGAGGAGCUGCUGGGUGGCCUGCUGGACCUCAAAAGGGUGAGCUUGGGGCCCGGCAGUUGA
Messenger RNA from Monoraphidium neglectum, 1875 nucleotides. RefSeq lists its product as hypothetical. The transcript is spliced from 4 exons. Lineage: Eukaryota; Viridiplantae; Chlorophyta; Chlorophyceae; Sphaeropleales; Selenastraceae. The record is from RefSeq and is a predicted model, not a curated record. The coding region runs from base 1 to 1875 and encodes 624 amino acids.